This is a messenger RNA of Mytilus californianus (California mussel), 5218 nucleotides long. RefSeq lists its product as uncharacterized. The transcript is spliced from 5 exons. Bases 88 to 1074 code for a protein of 328 amino acids. NCBI's taxonomy places the organism in Eukaryota, Metazoa, Mollusca, Bivalvia, Mytilida, Mytilidae. The record is from RefSeq and is a predicted model, not a curated record.
CCAAUUGCCUCAUUUCCGGUUAUAAAAAAAAAAUAAGCAACACGGAUCUUGUGAAUUAUCAAAGUCAUAAUUCACUUGUUUAUAAAGAUGGCAACAGAAGCAAUUGAGUUAGACUUAAGGGGACUGCCGCCAUAUACAGCUGUCGCAUGGGCUCAGUUCGAACAAAAUCCGCGAGUAAUGUAUAAUUUGUUUGAACCAACAAUCCGACCAGGAGGAAAUUACUCUUCAGACAAAGUGUUUGACAUGACUGGUGCUAAGCUAAAUCAGAAACUUUGUGAAUUGAAAGUAGACAAUGUUGAGGAGUUACACAGAUUGACCAGGGAUCUCCUUAAAAUGCCAAUUUUGUUUCGAGUGAAAGUAGAACAUACAAGGACAGAUCAUUAUGUUGUGAUGAAAGUUAGAAAGAAGUGGCGAGAUGAAUUUGCCAUCCUUGUGAAUACACAACAUCCACAGAUCAGAGAAAUUCUAUCUAGACGCUUGUCAGAAGCAAUGCAGUAUAUGACAGAAGGAAAAAACUUUUGUUUAAAGAUUGGAUUUGGCCAGAGUGUUCGCCAGUGGUACAGUGGUGUUGUAGAUGCAGAGGUUUCCCUUUGUGACAGCCGGUCCAACAGUGAUGAUGGCCACAUGAGUAUUUAUAUCCACAACUAUUCCACACCUAUGGACUGUUGUAUGCAUCCACUGUGUAUCUUCUGUUGUUUCCCUUUCUGGUUACUCUGUGGUGGACCAUGUUAUUUUGUGAAUCGUAAAUUGAAAUGCACUGAUGUUGAAGAGCAUGUAAGAGAUCUGCCAGUUACCAUGGUAACAGGACAAAGAACCAUAUUGAUUGAGCACCAUAUCCAACCAGAACCUUGUGCACGAGCAGAUCAGUACCGACAUCAGCCUCCUGGUUAUCCUGGUCCUCAGAAUGGGAUGCAGUAUAAUAAUGUCCUUCCUCCACCACAAUCUGCACAACAGAUGCAACAAGGGCAGUAUGGAGGUCAACAAAUUCCAUGUGUGCAGUUUGGAGGCCAACAAGUUUCACCUGUGCAGUAUGGAGGUCCUCAAAUGGCAAAUCCUCCACCAUAUUCUCCAUAAUUUUACAAUUAUGGAUUGUAGUGUAUUUUGUUACCGGUGAUAUAAUAUGAACUUGGAAAAAUUUAAAAGUUAAACAAUUAGUACACCUAUAAUCUUGUUAUCACAAUAUAUUUUGUACUUAACUUAGAAAAGAAUAAGUGCUAAGAUUGACAAUAAUUUUUGUAAUAAUUUUAAUCAUUAAUCUUAUAUGAAAACUUGGACUAGAAUUUUGAUUGACUAUGUUUAUUUUUAUAGGAUAAUAAGAAAGGAUGUUGAUAUCAUACAUUGCUUAAUUGCAUGUCAUGUAUUUACUUUCUUGACGACAAAAAGUUUUGUUUCAAUGUGAAAUGUUGGAAUGACUUUUUUUUAUGCCCCCGCCGUAGUGAGGGGGCAUUAAGUUUUACCCUUGUCCGUCUGUACGUACGUCCCAAAAUUGGUUUCCGUUCUCUAACUUUAGUUUGCCUCAACCAAAUGUUAUGAAACUUAUACAUAAUGCUUAUUACCACAAAACACAGAUCAAGUUUGAAUUUUGGUGGCGUCACUUUUACCGUUCUAGAGUUAUGCCCCUUUACAAAUGGAAAAUUGCUGAAUUUAUCGUUUCCAUUCUCUAACUUUAGUUUGCCUCAACCAAAUGUAAUGAAACUUAUACACAAUGCUUAUUAUCACAAAACACAGAUCAAAGGAGUAGGCCCGGUAAGACCCCUUUUUGGCCCCAAAAUAUAGCAGUUUUACAAAAUUGUUAAAAUGUAAAUUUUAAGCUAUUUAUUGGAAAGAAGAAUACUUCUGUUACAUAAAUAUGGGCUGUGUUUGACAAUACAAUACACAUGUAUCGGGUACUAGCAUCAUUAAGUCAUGCUAAAUUACUGAAAUCUUCGAAAUUUUAGCAUUUUGGUUUAUUUUUAGACGGUUUCCGUCUGAAAUGGAAGUGGCCGCAUUUGUGUUCAUUCUUAAUAUUUAAAGGUAAGUUGUAUUUGAUGAUAAUACAUAACAUAUAUAAAGGUUGAGAAUGAACACGGAUGCGGCCACUUUCAUUUUUGACAAAAACCAUCUGAAAAGUGACAUAUUAUGGCAUAUUUGAUAGAUUUUUCAUAUCUAAGCUUGAAAUUGAGCGUCUUUAAUGACUAAAUCAGUUCAAAUCUUUCACAUAAACUAAUUGAAUCGACAGAAGUAGCCACUUAAGUGUUUAAAAAGUGUCCAAAAUCUUUCAUCAGAUGAACCUGAAUUUUGAGGCCAAAAUCGGGCCUUACUGGACCUACUCCUUUGAAUUUUGGUGGCGUCACUCUUACAGUUCUAGAGUUAUGCCCCUUUACAAAUGGAAAAAUUGCCGAAUUUUUUGUUUCCGUUCUCUAAUUUUAGUUUGCCUCAACCAAAUGUUAUGAAACUUAUACACAAUGCUUAUUACCACAAAACACAGAUCAAGUUUGAAUUUUGGUGGCGUCACUUUAACCAUUCUAGAGUUAUGCCUCUUUAUAAAUGGAAAAAUUGCAAAAAUUUUAUUUUCUUCUAAAUAUCAAGUAAUUUUUAUUAAAAUUGGAGUUAUCUUUCUUUGUCCAUGAUUAUAAAUGAAUCAACUACAUUCAAUGCUUUAUACAAUGCAAUGUCUAAUUUUGACUUCCACUGAUAAAACACAGAUCAAGUUGAAUUUGGGUAGUGUCACUUUAACCAUUAUUGAGUUAUGCCCCUUUAUAACUCGAAAGAUUGCAAAAUUUUUAGUUUCCAUUCUGUAACUUAAGUUUGCCCCAACCAAACAUUAUGAAACCUAUACACAAUAUUCAUUACCACAAAACUAAGAUCAAGUACAAAUUUUUUGUUUCCGUUUUCUAAUUUAGUGCCUCAACCAAAUGAUAUGAAACUUAUACACAAUGCUUAUUACUACAUAAUACAGAUUAAGUACGAAAUUUGGUAGCAACACUUUUACCAUUCUUGAGUUGUGUCCCUUUAUAAACAUAAAAAUUGCUGAAUUUUUCAUUUCCGUUCUCUAACUUUAGUUUGUAUGAACCAAAUGUUAUAAAACUUAUACACAACCGUUCUAGAGUUAUGCGUGUUUACAAAUAGAAAAAUUGCUGAAUUUUAAGUUUCUGUUCUCUUCUUAAGUUAGCCUCAACCAAAUGUUAUAAGACUUACACACAAUGCUUAUUACCACAAAACUCAGAUCAAGUUCAAAUUUGGGUAGCGCCACUUUUACCGUUCUUCAGUUAUGUCCCUUUAUAACUAUAUGAUAUGCAAGCGGGGGCAUCAUCUGUGUCCACAUGUGGACACUAUCCACAUUUAUUUUAUAUUUAAGAACAAAGUAUCAGGCAGACUUUUCAAACAAAAAGACACAAUUGUUAGUGCUAUAUUUUGGUUGUACAUAUUAUUUGAAUUUUAUAUUUAUAGAACAAUACAAAGAGAGUUGUAAUGGAUGAUAGAAGGAUCAAUUUUUACAUUUAAUUAAUUUGUGCCAUUUACCUCAAAUAGGUGACUGCUGAUAAUGAUAUAGUUUUAAACAGAACAAUAACAUGUAUAUAUAUAUUUAAAUGUAGCUUCUACUUCUACUUUGUAGUGACCACCUUCUACAUGUUGAAGUUUAUGUCACUUUUACUAUGCAUGGCUUUGUGGAAACAUAUUUUUAGCUUUUCACCUAAAAAUUUGUAUUCCUGAUAUUUUGGCAAGAGAAGAAAUAUUUUCAAAAGAUGGACAACUGUGGAAAUAAAUCAAUUCCUGUGAAAACAUGCAUGAUCUUGCUGUAAUAAUUGAAAAAAAUAAUACUCUAAAGGGAAAUACACAAAAUUUUGUAUUUAUGAUUAGAUUUUAUUUUGUACUGGCAGUACAUGAUUGUGAUAAAGUUGUAAAGGGGUUAAUUCAAUAGCAAAACAACUUAUUGUUAAGGUUACAUAUUUUCCUUAUUACUUGUAAGCUUAUUUUGAUACUUGAUAAACAAAUAUGAAAGAAACAGUUUGUUUAUAACUUCCUAUUUCAGUCCUCUGCAUCUAUAUAUUUCCUUGUCAGUAUGGAUUUAAAUUGUCAAUGGCAUACAUAAGAGAUAUAUCAAUGUUAUACUUUAUUUAAAAGAACAAUAUGGAACAUGCAUUAUCAAGUCCCUUUGGCUUGAACAUGUGACCUAAUGAUUUUUUCUCUCACAUUUAUAAAACUAUAAGGCAUAUUACCUAAAAGAGCUGUAAAUUGAGUAACAUAUGCAAAUAUUAAUCAUUGUUAAUUCAAUAACCUCAUGGUCUGUUUAUGUAGAUCAUAUAUCAAUGACUGAAACUUUAUGCUUUUUAUUACAUGACAAAUAACAUUGUACAUUUAUUCUGUAAACUUUACAUAAUUAAUUUGUAUAUAUAUUGUAAGAAUAUAUUUGGUUGUGUACAUAUAAUAAAAUGAAUAAUAUAUUCUAUCAAGCUUGUUUAUCCUUUCAUGGGACUGCAUUUAAUAUUUACUGGUCCAUGGAAGGAUGAAAUCACACGAUAGAAUAUGUUAUUAUUUGUCCUGAUUGAUUGAUUUUUUGCAAUACAUACAUACAUACAUAUUAUUUGAAUACUUUUGAUUUAAGUUUUAUUUGGUGCAAAUGUAUAUUGAUUAAACUUUAUUCCUCUUUAUGGAAAUUAUAUUGGCCUGUAACUUAUGAAUUAAUGAAAAGGCCUUCCAAUGGCAUAAAGUUUCUACUGGAAUAGCUUAAAGACAAUAGGUUGAUUUACACACUAAAAAAACACCAAUGUACAACUAUCAUGAAAUUGUAUAUUAACUAUAUAUUAAUCCCAAUUUGUCUUUAAGAAUAAUUGUUUUGUUGCCUACACAAGGUUCUAUAAUUCACAUAUAAAUGUCAAAAAGAAAUUUGAAAUUGUUUUCAGUUUUUCUCAAUGAUGCAAUGUUGUUUGGAAAGAACUGUCUUCUUAUAAUUUUUAGGUUGUUUAGCAUUUUUUAUUUUUUUAUUGAUCUGUUGAUGUGUAAUUUUUUUUUCAAAAACAUAAAAAAGCAUUAAAAGUGUGGAUUGGUUAUACUAUACGUAGUUACAAGGUAAAAAAAUUACUUUGAUUAAUUACAGUGAUUAAUGGUGUUAUUUGAAAAUAAUUUACAAUUUUGUAUUCAAUCAUAAAUCUGUUCUACAUUUUCUAUUUUAUUUGUUUUACCUUAGUUAUAAUACAUGUAAUAUAUUUGUUAAUAAAAUAAGAUAAAAAUAAUUGAA